AUGUUACGGUUUGGUGCCGUUAUUCCUAUUUCUUCAUAUUCCUCCCUCACUUGUUCCUGCAUCAACAAUCAUCCCCACCACCCCACCUCUCUCUCUACUAGGCUGAGUGAAACUAGUUUUAAGACAACCAUGAACCGGCUUGCUGGUGUUGCGCGUCUUAUGAUAGUCUCAGAUCUUGAUUAUACAAUGGUUGACCAUCAUGAUCCCGAUAACCUCUCUCUACUCAGGUUUAACGCUUUGUGGGAGUCCAAUUAUCGUAAUAAUUCCUUGUUAGUAUUCUCCACUGGAAGGUCACCUACAUUGUACAAGGAGUUAAGGAAAGAGAAGCCCUUGUUAAUCCCAGAUAUCACAAUAAUGUCUGUGGGAACUGAAAUAACAUACGGCAACUCUAUGGUACCAGAUGAUGGUUGGGUUGAAAUUUUAAAUCAGAAAUGGGACAGGAAUGUAGUUUCGGAGGAGACGAAAAAAAUUUCUGAACUUACUCUUCAGUCAGAUACAGAGCAACGACCACACAAAGUGAGCUUCUACAUUAAGAAAGACAAGGCAAUGGACAUAAUGAAAGCUCUUUCUACACGUUUGGAAGAACGCGGGUUGGAUGUCAAAAUAAUCUACAGCGGAGGAAUGGACUUGGAUAUCCUGCCACGAGGUGCUGGCAAAGGGCAAGCGCUUGCUUAUCUGCUAAAACAAUUCAAGGCUGAGGGUAAAUUGCCUAAUAAUACACUUGUUUGUGGCGACUCUGGAAAUGAUGCCGAACUAUUUAGCAUUCCAGAUGUACACGGUGUCAUGGUCAGCAAUGCCCAGGAAGAAUUGUUACAGUGGCAUGCUGCAAAUGCAAAAGAUAAUCCAAAAAUAAUUCAUGCAACAGAGAGAUGUGCUGCUGGUAUUAUACAAGCCAUUGGUCACUUUAACCUGGGUCCCAGUACAUCUCCUAGAGAUGUCACGGAUUUGUCCAACUCUAAGAUGGAGAAAUUCGAUCCUGCUUAUGAAGUUGUGAAAUUUUACUUGUUUUAUGAGAGAUGGAGACGUGCAGAAGUUGAGAAUUCUGAGCUUUAUUUAGCUAAUCUGAAGGCAGUUUGUUGUCAAUCUGGCGUUCUUGUCCACCCAUCUGGCAUCGAGCAAUCUCUUCAUGACUGCAUAAACUCAUUGAGACAAUGUUACGGGGACAAGCAGGGAAAACAAUUUCGGGUUUGGGUGGAUCAGGUUUUAUUUUCACAGAUUGGUUCGGACUCUUGGCUAGUGAAUUUCAAGAAGUGGGAGCAAUAUGGUGAAGAACGAAAGGGUUGUCUGACGACUGCUGUAUUAAGUUCAAAAGAUGUGACUGUUGCAAAAGGGCUCACUUGGCUUCAUGUCCAUCAAACAUGGUUGAAUGAAGCAGGUUCAAGCAAUGGAAUAACCUGGUUAUUCUAG
Messenger RNA from Fraxinus pennsylvanica, 1407 nucleotides. Lineage: Eukaryota; Viridiplantae; Streptophyta; Magnoliopsida; Lamiales; Oleaceae. The record is from the annotation of a GenBank genome assembly.